Molecule: messenger RNA, 363 nt
Organism: Lycium ferocissimum
Lineage: Eukaryota; Viridiplantae; Streptophyta; Magnoliopsida; Solanales; Solanaceae
Exons: 1
Coding region: 1-363 (120 amino acids)
Molecular function (GO): nucleic acid binding
Source: RefSeq, a predicted model, not a curated record
AUGGUAAAAGGGAAGCUAGCCUCUUGGGAAGACCAAUUGCCUUUAGUAGAAUUUGCAUAUAAUAGAGUUAUCCAUAGCACUAUUGGCAUGUCACCCUUUGAGGUGUUGUAUGGUUUUAACCCCCUAACCCUCUUGGAUCUAACGCCUUUGUCUCAAGAUGUGGUAUUGAGUUUAGAUGGUAACAAGAGAGCCGAAGCUAUGAAGAAGAUCCAUGAGAAGGCAAGGCUCCAACUUGAAAAGAAGAAUCAAAAGGUGGCGAAAAGGGCAAACCAAGGGAGAAAAAGGGUGGUCCUUGAACCGGAGAUUGGGUGUGGGUGCACUUCCGAAAAGAAAGAUUUCCAAACAAGAGGAAGACAAAGUUGA